Psammomys obesus (fat sand rat) is the source of this 2233-nucleotide messenger RNA. RefSeq names its product transcriptional repressor CTCFL-like. The record is from RefSeq and is a predicted model, not a curated record. Gene Ontology annotation, molecular function: DNA-binding transcription factor activity, RNA polymerase II-specific; RNA polymerase II cis-regulatory region sequence-specific DNA binding. The annotation marks the transcript as partial. Gene Ontology annotation, biological process: regulation of DNA-templated transcription. Lineage: Eukaryota; Metazoa; Chordata; Mammalia; Rodentia; Muridae. The transcript is spliced from 4 exons.
GUGUCCAUCUGCAAAACCUGCACAGCCACAGCCCCGAGGAGAUCAAGUGCCGAUACUGUCCCGCUGGCUUCCAUGAGCGCUACGCCCUCAUUCAGCACCAGAGGACCCAUAAGAACGAGAAGAAGUUCAAGUGCAAGCAGUGUGAUUACGCUUGCAAGCAGGAGCGGAGCUUGACAGCGCACAUGCGCACACACACGGGAGAGAAGCCCUUCUCCUGCCUUGUCUGCAACAAGCACUUCCGGCAGAAGCAGCUGCUCACUGUGCACCUGAGGAAGUACCAUGAUCCAAGCUUCAUCCCUGACAUGCACCUGUGCCUCAAGUGUGGCAAAGGCUUUUCCCGAUGGAGUAACCUGCAGAGACACAGGAAGAAGUGUGACCCGGAGCACGAGAAGUUGGCCACCUCCAAAACAGGAAGACCUGUGCAGCGGACCCAGGCAGUGGAGAGAAGAGCAGGAUGGGACAAUGACACUACUGCCCAGGAAAGCACCAUCUCGAGGGAGGCACAGUGCCCUGAGGAGCCAGCCCUGGGCCACCGAGACAAAAAUGAAGCCGAGAACGAGAGCCUGGACAAAGGCCUGACCUGCGAGAUGAUCUUUAACAUGAUGGAUAAGUGACUGGCUGCUCCGUGCUGCGGCCUCUGGGGGAAGAAGUUAGUCAGAAAUGAGUUCCCAGCCUUAGCCAUCCCGAGUUCCCCGAGUUUGAGAUAGUGUGUAGAAAUGUUUGAAGAAGAAAAAAAAAAAAAACAACUGCAGCUUUUUCCUAAAACCUAGAGUCAGAGCUUGGAGUGAAGGGCACACCUCAGCCCCAUGGGCUCAUUCUCUGGGCACUGGCAGGGUGGCCCACAAUGAGCCAGGGACAGUUUUUAGGUCAUACUUAUUCCCACGGGAGCUCAAAACUAUUAACGCCUUAGUGGUUAGAGCAAGGAGUCUUUCGAGUUGUGUCCACCCUUGACAUUUCUGAUACUAUGAUUUUAAACACUGAAAUGAAUUGUAUCCUCUUUUUUUAUACAGAUGAAUUUUUCCAUGACAUUUAAAGCGACCGUGAUGCUUUUAAUGAAUUCUAAAUUAAACCCAAGGAUCUUAAUGUUAUGAAAAGUUGGAAUAGUAGAAAACAGAGAAUAGCUCGUUUAACUAGAAAAAAUAAUAAUAUAAUAGAUUUUACUUUGGCAUAGAGCAAGGCUCACUUUUAGUUUUUGUUCCUCCUACUUUUGUAGAGCUGUGGAUUGACCCCAGUGCCUGGCACAAGCUGGGCAAAUGCUCCAUCACCAGGCUAUACCUCCAGCCCAGACACAACUUUCCUUUUUUUUUUUAAUAUUAAGUUGUCCAGGGUGGACUUGAACUCAGCCACACUUUGAACUAUUCAUCCCCCUUCCUCAGUCUUCCAAGUAGCUGGAAUGACUAGCCUUUGCCAACAGGCCAGGCUUGUGUUGUCUUUUAAUCAUAUUCUUUGCCAGCUACGAAACUGCCCUGGUAUUGUCCCUAGCAUUAUUGUUGUUCCUUAGCCAGGUGUGAUGGUUCACACCUGUCUUGACCAGAACACAGGAGGCAGAGACAGGAGGAUGGGAAUUCAAGGUCAUCCUCAGCUACAUAUCAAACUCUGGGCCAGCCUGGGCUCCAUGAGACUAUCUCUCAAAAAAAACAUAUAUUUAUAUGAUUUCUUAGUAUUUAAGUUUGUAAUCCUUUUGUUUUCCUGAAGGUAUUUUAUUUACAUUUUUAAAAAUGGUUGGCUGUGAGAAGAAACGUGGAAGUCUGAUAAUGAAAUGUGUAUUUGUGAAGAAUUCGAGGGCUUGCUUUAUUAAUUCUCAUUAGUUAGGGAGAAUAUCCUUAAACCCUUGUUCUGACCUCCAGUGUCUGGGGCAUCUCUGUGCAGCUGAGGUUAGCCAGGGCCUGUCUACAGGAGCCAGGGUCCCUAUCUUCGUUUAGUGAACCUCUGGGACCCCUACACCUCCAUGUCUCCGAAUCACCCAUAGGCCCCAAGCUAAAAUUCUGAAAAUGUCCAUCUGUUCAAAACAUCCCACGAGUGAAGCCACUGAGGUGUGGACACAGGAGCAGCCCCCAGCAGAAGGGACACCGUGUUCUCUCCCUGCCAAGAAUGAACUCCAUUUAUGACAUGUAAUAGGAUUUGCACUGUGCUCUGUCAUACGCUGUCAUUGUGACUUGAUUUUCAUAUUUUUGACUGUUGGGAAGAAUUUUGGCAUUAUUCAAUAAAAUGAAAUGAUUUUUUUUUAAAACGA